AUGUGGCCUACCAGUAGUGUCUCUAGCCUCCAGAAAACAUACGAUGAGGCCUAUUUAAAAUGCUCCACUGCUGUCUACUAUGAGAGCCAGGGAGACGAGAGAGAGGCGAUGUUAAGCUGGAGGAAUGCACUCGAACAGAUACGACAAAAUCCCAUGAAUAAGCGACAAGGCAACUAUUCUCCCAAAUCCGAGACCGAACGUGCUUUACUCGAGAGCCUGCGAGAGUUGGAAAUGCAAUGCAAGGAGAGGAUUGAUCUCUUAGAAGCUUUGAGGAUAUCCCGAGAAGAGGACUCAUCGUUGCAAAUUACACAGUCGAGCAUCGGUGCGGAAGGAAGUGCGGACGGCCGGUCAAUCCCAAAUACUCCAGAAAGAGGAUGGAUCGGUGACGGGACGAUACCGGCAAUAACAUAUACGGAGCUGUCUAAACCACCACUCCCUAAACGGCCGUCUUUCCCUUCUCGGAGGACGUCCGAACAGGCAGUGUUGGGACUUCGCAAUGCCAUAAUGGAUCCAGAUUUAUCAUCUUCUGCAGUAAGGCCACCUUCACUGCCUCCUUAUGGUACAUCUACUCCGAGAAGGAGGUCUUCGCGAUCGCCCAGCCCAGAAAAGCAUACCAUGAGAACAACACUACGGACAGGGAAACACGAAAAAUCUGCUAAAUCGAGUCGGCACACACCAGCUAAGAUCACCAAAGGCCCAGGAGCUAGUAAGGCAGCCACGCUGGCUUGGAGUAGCCUCGAAAAAGGGAACUCUGCAGACACGACUAGUUCACCCUUAAAGGCCCCUGAACCGCGACGGUCCUACGAGCAGACACGAAAAAGUUCUGCGCCAACUCCAAGACACUGGGAUAGUCACACAAGAAGAUUGGUGGUCUCUCCUGAAGCUUAUAGUAUUUCUAGUGUUACGCCUUCAGCCGCCCGUGCUAGCCCUGAAUCUUCGAUGCGGAAUGCGAACGAUUUUACAUCCCCUACACCAUCUUCCCUUGCCCUAGGUGCUGCCUCAAGCGCCCUAGGAUCGCUAUCUAUUCAAGAACGUGAAGAGUUGAGCCCUACUGUAGCUCGAACGGAGCAAAGGUCAACAUCUAGGAAGGGAAUAUCAUCAAGUUACGACGAGCCAACUACUCCUACCGCUCGAACCCCAGUGCCUCUGGAAGGCGCUCUUAGAACUAGCUCUAAGGAAAGCUCGGUGAGGAGAAAGCCCAUUGAGCAGAGCAAAAUAUUUGAGCCCAAUAGCGCCAGAAAACGAGUAGGUCGGCAAACAUCCGAACAAGACGGGAGAGGGGAGAUAUCAUCCAGCGACGAGCCGGUAAGAGCAACCUCUGCCAGCCGAAAACGCAAGGGAAAACAGAAGGAGUCGCCCAUGGUCUCCGACACUGAAGACCAGUCCUCGGCGGAUUCUGUUGCUAGGGAAAGGAAGAAAGCAAAGGACGAAUGGGAAGUAAGAAAAAAAGGAAUAUUGAAGAAUUUACCGGCCGGUAUAGAUGAUGCUGCCGCGAAGGCAAUAUUCAACGAGAUCGUAGUGCAGGGCGACGAAGUUCACUGGAGUGACGUUGCCGGUUUGGAGAUUGCAAAAAACGCACUGAGAGAAGCAGUAGUAUAUCCUUUCUUACGACCGGACUUGUUCAUGGGUCUUCGCGAACCAGCUAGAGGUAUGUUACUCUUUGGGCCUCCAGGGACGGGGAAGACAAUGUUGGCCCGCGCCGUUGCCACAGAAUCUAAGUCUACCUUCUUCUCCAUUUCAGCAAGCAGCUUGACCAGUAAAUAUCUUGGCGAGUCUGAAAAGCUGGUUCGCGCACUGUUCGCAUUGGCAAAAGUAAUGGCACCGAGCAUCAUAUUUGUCGAUGAGAUAGACUCACUCCUCUCUCAACGGACGGGAUCCGGAGAACAUGAAGCUACUAGAAGGAUCAAAACCGAAUUUCUCAUCCAAUGGAGCGACUUACAGCGAGCCGCCGCAGGGCGUGAAAGCAACAACGAGGCAAACAAGGAGCGGGGUGAUCCAAACCGAGUACUAGUGCUAGCAGCGACCAAUUUACCAUGGGCAAUCGACGAAGCAGCCAGACGAAGGUUCGUGAGACGCCAGUAUAUCCCUCUCCCAGAAGCAGAUACUAGAGCCACUCAAUUAAAAACCUUACUUGGUCAACAAAAGCACAAUCUUACAGACGCCGACAUUGCGGAGUUGGUGAACUUAACGGAAGGCUUCUCGGGUUCAGAUAUAACUGCUCUAGCCAAAGAUGCGGCAAUGGGGCCCUUGCGUGCCCUAGGUGAGGCACUCCUACAGAUGACAAUGGAUCAAAUUCGACCCAUAGAACUGGCGGAUUUUAAGGCUAGUCUUCGUACGAUCCGUCCUAGUGUUAGUAGGGAAGGGUUAAAGGAAUAUGAGGAUUGGGCAAAGAGAUUUGGAGAGCGUGGUGGAUAA
Messenger RNA from Hypoxylon trugodes, 2415 nucleotides. RefSeq names its product AAA-domain-containing protein. The record is from RefSeq and is a predicted model, not a curated record. Gene Ontology annotation, molecular function: ATP binding; ATP hydrolysis activity. The transcript has 3 exons. Bases 1 to 2415 code for a protein of 804 amino acids. NCBI's taxonomy places the organism in Eukaryota, Fungi, Ascomycota, Sordariomycetes, Xylariales, Hypoxylaceae.